AUGGCUACAACACACGUUAUAGGUUCAUCAAAUCCAGGGGCUCAUCUGACUUCUUCAGGUAGUCAUUCUUCAAGUUCAAGUAACAUUGUAGGUGUACAUUAUAGAGUAGGAAAGAAAAUUGGUGAAGGUUCUUUUGGUGUGAUCUUUGAAGGUACAAACUUGUUAAAUUCUCAAACUGUCGCUAUAAAAUUCGAACCACGAAAAUCUGAUGCACCUCAACUUCGUGAUGAAUAUAGAAGUUAUAAAAUCUUAAGUGGAUGUUUGGGUAUUCCUCAAGUUUAUUAUUUCGGUCAAGAAGGAUUACACAAUAUAUUGGUUAUCGAUUUACUCGGUCCUUCAUUAGAAGAUUUAUUUGAUAUGUGUGGAAGAAAAUUCUCAGUCAAAACUUGUUGUAUGACCGCUAAGCAAAUGUUAUCCCGAGUCCAAACUAUCCAUGAAAAGAACUUGAUUUACAGAGAUAUCAAACCUGAUAAUUUCUUGAUUGGUCGUCCAGCUACAAAAGGAGCCAAUACCAUUCAUGUGGUAGAUUUCGGUAUGGCGAAACAAUAUAGAGAUCCAAAGACAAAACAGCAUAUUCCUUAUAGGGAGAGAAAGAGCUUGAGUGGAACGGCGAGAUACAUGAGUAUCAACACUCAUUUAGGUCGAGAACAAUCCCGUCGAGAUGAUUUGGAAGCUCUAGGUCACGUCUUCUUCUACUUCCUUCGAGGAGGUUUACCUUGGCAAGGUCUUAAAGCAGCUACCAACAAGCAGAAAUAUGAGAAGAUUGGAGAGAAAAAACAGACUACCCCUAUUGCCGAAUUAGUAGAAGGUUAUCCCAACGAAUUCUCGAUAUACCUCAACUACGUUCGAAAAUUGACUUUUGAUGAGACGCCUGAUUAUGAUUUCCUCAGAGGAUUAUUCGAUUUGGCUUUGCAAAAUAUAGGAGAUCAAGAUGAUGGUACUUAUGAUUGGAUGUUAUUGAAUGGAGGUAAAGGAUGGGAAAUGAACGGACGACAAAGUGCUGCUCAAGCUGAAGUAUCGAGACACAAUACACGAACAAGAGACAGAGAAUACAAGGAUCGUGUAGAUAAGUUGAGAAACGGAUCAGCGGCAGGAGGACAACCAUCACCUCUGAAACAAAGGAAAUCUGCAGCUGGAUCAGGACUACCCAAUGCAUCCAAUCAAGCUAUCGUUGGAGUUUCAGCACCGUCACCUUUACCUCAAUCGAGAAGACAAUCUCAACAAGCUCAUCCAUUCGCAUCUGCAAAUGCCCUUAAUCCAGAUCGAACUGAUUCCUAUGACCCUUCGAAUGUCGCCAUACCUUCUCAAGCUGGAUUGCAGGCAAUCUCACCCAUGGCCGUCAAUGGUCGUCCAGGAAACACAGCUGCAAAUAGUCAACAAGUCGGUGAAACAGAUUAUAAUAGACAGGAUAAAGGUGGAAAUGGUUUCAUCAAGCUAUUGACUUGCGGUUGUUUCCGAUAG
Kwoniella shivajii is the source of this 1461-nucleotide messenger RNA. RefSeq lists its product as uncharacterized. Gene Ontology annotation, biological process: endocytosis; signal transduction; peptidyl-serine phosphorylation. The coding region runs from base 1 to 1461 and encodes 486 amino acids. Gene Ontology annotation, cellular component: cytoplasm; nucleus. NCBI's taxonomy places the organism in Eukaryota, Fungi, Basidiomycota, Tremellomycetes, Tremellales, Cryptococcaceae. The record is from RefSeq and is a predicted model, not a curated record. Gene Ontology annotation, molecular function: protein serine/threonine kinase activity; ATP binding. The transcript is spliced from 11 exons.